Antrostomus carolinensis (chuck-will's-widow) is the source of this 1101-nucleotide messenger RNA. Its product is annotated as coiled-coil domain-containing protein 102B-like. NCBI's taxonomy places the organism in Eukaryota, Metazoa, Chordata, Aves, Caprimulgiformes, Caprimulgidae. The transcript is spliced from 4 exons. The annotation marks the transcript as partial. The record is from RefSeq and is a predicted model, not a curated record.
AUGAGUCAAAACAGGAAUUCAGGUUCCAUUCAGAAACUAAUGGAAGAGUCGCAGGUUUUUGAGACCCAACCAAGACAAACUUAUAAAUUAGCUGGAGGUUGCCAACCAGAUGUCCAUCUGUGUAAUUCAAAUCACCCAUCUCAAAGUUUCUACCCGUAUUCAUCUCAUUACCCAUAUAUGCAUACACGUUACGGCAGUGAUUGGGAAAUUUUUGAAGCAGUAAGAAUUCAGGAACUUGAAGAAGUCAAAGCCAGAGCUGCCCAAAUGGAGAAGACCAUGCGCUGGUGGUCAGAUUGUACUGCUAACUGGAGGGAGAAAUGGAGCAAAGUUAGAGCAGAAAGAGAUAAAGCCCGGGAGGAAGCAAGACAACUGAGAAUCAAAUUAGACAGUGUUGUUAAACAACUAAGUAUGCUUAAAAAAAUAAAUCAAGAUUUAUUAAUUGAGAAGGAAAAUUUAGAAAAUAAAACUGCUUGGAAAACAGAAUUCAGUUGCUCAGGCUUAUCUUCAAUUAAAGAAGACCUAAAUCAGUUAACAUUUCUGGAACAAGAACCUGUGAAAGAAGUGAGCAAAAUCAGCAAGAUUCCUGAGGCAAAAAGCACAAAGAAGGGUGUAGAGAUAAUCAAAGACCAAAGCAAUCACAAUAAGAAAAUCACUCCAAUUGAAAAUCACUUUCCCAGUGGAGUUCCCAGUAUCUAUUUGGAGGAACCUAAAAAAAGUUUGGAUAAUACAGCUAAGACAACAGAGAAUGACUUAAUGCAUGUUUCCAUCUCGUAUUUGCAUUUGGCUGAGAUGCAGAAAAUCUUACAGAAGGAAAGAGAAAUGAAUGUAUUUCUGGAAAAAGAAAUGGAAAAGAUAGAAAAUGAAUUAUUUCUUUGGAAAUGGAAAUAUGAAAAACUGGGACAAACCAAGCUGGAAGGCCUAAAACAGCCUGAAAGACUGCAGUUUGAGAAUACCUCUGAAUUAGAAAAUAGAGAGAGACCUGAAGCAGAAAAGCAGGUAAAAGAAAUUGAGGGACUUCCAGAGAUGGAAAAUAAAGAAGCACUAACUAAAUCAAGUUGUGAUCAUCAAGACACACAAAGGAAGCUGCUGGUUAAAAAUAAG